CGUUUAACAUGCCGGUUUUUAUACUUUGGGCCCGGCCCAUUUGAGCCCAGCCCAUAUAUUUUCGAUAUCUCUUUCGCGCUAAAUAGACAACGAUGAAUGAACGAUCCCCUUCCGAGAAGCAACCAAUCCCAAUGGAGUAUUUUGAAGACCCAAUUUGUACAGACGUUCCCAAUCUUGUUUCCUCUUUCGUUGACUCCUUUGUCGACUUCUCCGUCAGUGGCGGUCUCUUCUUGCCGCCGGCGAGCCCUGUUCCCGCUCCACAAGACGCACCGGCGAACCCAUCGUCCUCGCAGCUGCAUACCUGGUUACCUUCUCCGGACCGUCUAAUUGCUGUUGGAGACCUCCAUGGUGAUCUUUCGAAGUCGAAGGAAGCGCUGAGACUUGCUGGAUUGAUCGAUGGAUCUGGAAGAUGGAUUGGAGGGUCCGCCACCGUGGUCCAGAUCGGUGAUGUGCUUGACCGCGGCGGCGAUGAGCUUAAGAUUUUGUAUUUCCUCGAGAAGCUUAAGCGAGAAGCAGCCAAGGAUGGCGGAAUGAUCAUCACCAUGAAUGGAAACCACGAAAUCAUGAACGUCGAAGGUGAUUUUAGGUACGUGACCAAGGAAGGGUUGGAAGAAUUUAGGGCUUGGGGAGACUGGUUCUCCGUUGGCAACAAGAUGAAGGCUCAUUGCGUUGGUUUAGAAACGCCCAAAGAUCCAUUUGAAGGAAUUCCUACGGCUUUUCGUGGUGUUAAGGAAGAGUUUCAUCCUGGAUUUCGUGCUAGAAUCGCCGCUCUCCACCCUAACGGUCCGAUUUCAGGUCGAUUCCUGUCGCAGAACACGACCGUACUCGUCGUCGGAGAGUCAGUGUUUGUUCACGGUGGCCUUUUGCCGGGACACGUGUCAUAUGGGUUGCAACGGAUUAACGAGGAGGUGAGAGAUUGGAUUAAAGGGUUGUCAGGCAAAUUCGCACCGGACUAUUGUCGUCGUAGCAACGCCAUUGUUUGGUUGAGGAAAUUUUCCGAUGAAUCGGCGACGAAUUGCGAUUGUUCUUUGCUAAAGCAUGUUCUGGAUACGAUUCCGGGAGCAAAGAGGAUGAUAAUGGGUCACACAAUUCAGAUGGCCGGAAUUAAUGGCGUCUGUAAUAAUCAAGCAAUUCGAAUUGAUGUUGGCAUGUCGAAGGGCUGCGCUGAUGGCUUUCCUGAAGUUUUGGAGUUCAUUGGGAACUCUCCGCCGCGUAUAUUGACAUCAAAUCCUUAUAUGAAGCAGUCUAUGAACUCUCUAAAUGUUGAUACCAAGGAUGGGCUCGGGCUGUUGCUUCAUGAACAUGGACAAAAACAAGUGGAGGUUAAGGCUUAGCAUUGGCAAGAAUUGAUUCUGGGUAUGUUAGAUUAUUUGGUGGGCUCUAUUGUCUUCACAUAGUUAUUAAUCACUCAUUGGUACAUAUGAUUCAAUUGAAAUAAAAUAUGUUGUUAUAAGCUUCUAA
This is a messenger RNA of Benincasa hispida (wax gourd), 1461 nucleotides long. Its product is annotated as Calcineurin-like metallo-phosphoesterase superfamily protein. Gene Ontology annotation, molecular function: hydrolase activity. Lineage: Eukaryota; Viridiplantae; Streptophyta; Magnoliopsida; Cucurbitales; Cucurbitaceae. The record is from RefSeq and is a predicted model, not a curated record.